Halteromyces radiatus is the source of this 764-nucleotide messenger RNA. RefSeq names its product 30S ribosomal protein S7e. Gene Ontology annotation, molecular function: structural constituent of ribosome. Gene Ontology annotation, cellular component: ribosome; 90S preribosome; cytosolic small ribosomal subunit. The record is from RefSeq and is a predicted model, not a curated record. The transcript has 4 exons. NCBI's taxonomy places the organism in Eukaryota, Fungi, Mucoromycota, Mucoromycetes, Mucorales, Cunninghamellaceae. Bases 44 to 622 code for a protein of 192 amino acids. Gene Ontology annotation, biological process: translation; ribosomal small subunit biogenesis; rRNA processing.
GGGAAUUGCUCUUUCUUUUUACUGUGGUUAACCUUAAACGACAAUGUCUUCAAAGAUCGUUAAAAUUGCUGGCGCCAAGCCCGUCGAUGAAUUCGAACUUACCAUUGGUCAAGCUCUUGUUGACCUCGAAAACUCUGUUCCUGAAUUGAAGAAGGAAUUGCGUCCUCUUAACAUUACUGGUGCCAAGGAAGUUGAACUCGGUGCUGGUAAGAAGGCUAUUGUCAUCUUCGUGCCUGUUCCUCAACAAAAGGCUUUCAACAAGAUUCAACAACGUUUGACCCGUGAAUUGGAAAAGAAGUUUUCUGACCGUCAUGUUGUCUUUGUUGCUCAACGCCGUAUCCUCAAGAAGCCUAGCCGUCACGAAAACCCCAAGCAACCUCGUCCUAGAUCUCGUACUUUGACUGCUGUUCAUGAUUCUAUCCUUGAAGAUCUUGUCUACCCUACUGAAAUUGUUGGUAAGCGUACCCGUGUCAAGGUUGACGGUUCCAAGACUCUCAAGUGUUUCUUGGAUACUAAGGAUGCCACCUCUUUGGAAUACAAGCUCGAUACUUUCUCUGCUGUCUACAGAAAGUUGACUGGCAAGGAUGUUGUCUUUGAAUUCCCCAAUGCCGAAUUGUUCUAAAUAUUAGUUUAGGUUUUUAUUUUUGAUAUUUUGAAAUAAAGAAGUUUGACAUAUACUUAUGAUUGGAGUGUGUUGAUGUUAUUUUAGGUCAUAGUUUUAUGUGGGAUCCACCUCCAUUUGUGUUACAACACUUGAUUUUGGC